This is a messenger RNA of Cricetulus griseus (Chinese hamster), 945 nucleotides long. NCBI's taxonomy places the organism in Eukaryota, Metazoa, Chordata, Mammalia, Rodentia, Cricetidae. The record is from RefSeq and is a predicted model, not a curated record.
AUGGCUUUCCUGGAGGACAGAAACCACACUGCAGUGACAGAGUUCAUUUUAUUGGGCUUGACAGAUGACCCAGUUCUCAGAGUCGUCCUCUUCACCAUCAUCCUGUGCAUCUACCUGGUGACUGUGUCUGGGAACCUUAGCACUAUCCUUCUCAUCAUAGUUUCUUCCCAGCUUCAUCACCCCAUGUACUUUUUUCUGAGUCACUUAGCUUCUGUUGACAUAGGCAUCUCAUCUUCUUCCACACCCAAUAUGCUUGUCAGCUUUCUGGUGGAGAGAAAUACCAUCUCCUACCUUGGAUGUGGCAUCCAGCUCAGCUCAGCUGCUUUCUUUGGAUCAACUGAGUUCUUCAUUCUGGCUGCAAUGGCUUAUGAUCGUUUUGUGGCAAUCUGCAACCCACUGCUUUAUUCCAUGAAGAUGUCCUCACAAGUCUGUUUGCAGUUACUUAUAGGAUGUUAUAUUGGUGGUUUUCUUAAUGCUUCUUCCUUCAUCAUUUCCUUCUUUUAUUUUUCCUUCUGUGGACCAAAUAGAAUCAAUCACUUUUUCUGUGAUUUUACUCCUUUAGUUGAACUUUCCUGUUCUGAUAAUAGCAUCCUGGUAGUUCUUGAUUCAUUAUGUGCUGGCUCCAUGAUUGUGAUCACAGUGUUUGUCAUUGUUGUUUCUUACACCUACAUCCUCAUCACCAUCCUUAAGAUGAGCUCCACUGAGGGCCGCCAGAAGGCCUUUUCUACCUGCACCUCCCACCUCACUGCAGUCACUCUCUACUAUGGCACCAUUACAUUCAUUUAUGUGAUGCCCAAUUCCAGCUACUCCACAGACCAGAACAAGGUGGUGUCUCUGUUCUACAUGGCGGUGAUCCCCAUGUUGAACCCUCUCAUUUACAGCCUCAGGAAUAAUGAGAUUAAGGGUGCUCUGAAGAGACAGCUUAGUAAGAAAACAUUUUCUUGA